Messenger RNA from Aethina tumida (small hive beetle), 474 nucleotides. Its product is annotated as adult-specific cuticular protein ACP-20-like. The record is from RefSeq and is a predicted model, not a curated record. NCBI's taxonomy places the organism in Eukaryota, Metazoa, Arthropoda, Insecta, Coleoptera, Nitidulidae. Bases 1 to 474 code for a protein of 157 amino acids. The transcript is spliced from 3 exons. Gene Ontology annotation, cellular component: extracellular matrix.
AUGAUCUACCAAUUGGUGACAGUCGUGGCGUUAAUAGCUGCAGUCCAUGGGGGCGCAGUCUCCGUAGUUGGAGGUCUUGGACUUGGUGGACUAGGAGGAGGAAUUGGACUUGGUGGUCUUGGAGGAGGAGGAGGCGGUAUUGGACUCGAAGGCCUAGGGGGUGGAAUUGGACUUGGUGGAUUAGGAGGAGGCAUUGGACUUGGAGGUUUACAGACUCCUCCUAAAUACGAAUUCAAGUAUGGAGUGGCGGACGGUCAUACUGGUGAUAACAAGGAACAACAAGAAGUACGUGUUGGUGAUGUAGUCAAGGGAGAAUAUUCUUUGAAGGAACCAGACGGUACCAUCCGUACCGUAAAAUACACAGCCGAUGGCAAGAACGGUUUCAAUGCAGUGGUUUUAAGAAGAGGGCACGCAGUCCAUCCACAAGUCAUUACCAAAGUCAUUCCACAUGGGCUAGGACUUGGUGGAUUGUAA